AUGGCAACUAAUGCAACAUCAGAGACAAUUUCAUCUCCUUAUGAUAAAUCAGUAGCUAUUCGAAUCAUGAAACGUGAAUCACCACAUCAAAACAACGACGUUGAUGCGUAUUCGAGAGCGAUAACACCGACAAGCAUCAUAUGUAUUCCUUCACCCAAGCCACAACAUCAACAACAUCAACAACAACGACAACAACGACAACAACGUCGACAACGACAACAAGCACGACAACAUCAACAACGACAACAACGACAACAACGUCGACAACAUCGACAACGACAACAACCACGACAACAUCAACAACGUCAACAUCAGCAACGACAACAUCAGCGACGACAACAACAGCCACGACGACAACAAGUGGGUCUUUCACUAAUAGCACUUCUUCUUGCCCUAGAUCUCACAUUAUCAUCUUUUCCACUUCGUUCGCUUAUCCCAACAUCUAAUGAAUUACGUAUAAAGAAGAUUUGCAGCAAUCGCUCAUCGGCGUUUCCGCGUAGCAAGCUAUUAUUGAAUUUGACAUUUUAUAGUACCCAAAUUUAUCAUCAUAAUGCUAUAGCAUAUGACUAUUAUUCAAAAAGUGAUCUUGGGCAAGCAAGAGCUGGUGAUCAAUGGAAAAUCUGGCCACUUCCUCUUGAAAAAAAUCGACUCCAAAAUAAUACUUUACCUUGUCAUGUCGAAAUUUCUCCAUUUGUUGUGUCAAGGCUUCCGUUUGUUGAUAAGGUUUUUGUUAUCACCAAUCCACGCUUGACUAAGCGUCAUGAUAACUUGAAAAAAGCGCUUGUUCAACAAGGCAUUUCAGUUGAAUCAAUAGAGUGGAGAAUGAAAUGGAAUUCAACAACAUGCAAUUCGAACUCAAGUCAUUCGUAUGUUUAUAAACAAUUAAACUUGAAAGAUAAACCUUUAGGUAAUUGA
This is a messenger RNA of Rotaria sp. Silwood2, 915 nucleotides long. NCBI's taxonomy places the organism in Eukaryota, Metazoa, Rotifera, Eurotatoria, Philodinida, Philodinidae. The record is from the annotation of a GenBank genome assembly.